Messenger RNA from Castor canadensis (American beaver), 707 nucleotides. Its product is annotated as interferon-induced transmembrane protein 1-like. Lineage: Eukaryota; Metazoa; Chordata; Mammalia; Rodentia; Castoridae. Gene Ontology annotation, biological process: host-mediated suppression of symbiont invasion; type I interferon-mediated signaling pathway; defense response to virus. The record is from RefSeq and is a predicted model, not a curated record. Gene Ontology annotation, cellular component: plasma membrane.
AUGGUGGAGAAGGUCCCUGGGAAGGAGGCCAAACCCUACUGAAACCAUCCUCCAGCAUCCGGACUUCACUCCACAAAGGGCAUAUAUCAGCCACAAGACCACAGCUCCCCAAACCUCCUUCGCUUGCAACGGUGGCCUCCACGAAGCACAGAACAUGAUCAAGGAGGAGCCCAGCUCAGUUCCUGUGACAUCCACUGUGAUCAACAUCCACAGUGACACUGGCCAGCCAGACUAUGUCACCUGGUCCCUGUUCAACUCAAUCUAUAUGAACUUCUUCUGCCUAGGCUUCGCUGCCUAUGUCUUCUCUGUGAAGUCCAGGGACAGGAAGAUGGUGGGCGACAUGAAUGGAGCCCAGGCCUUCGCUGUCACCGCUAAGCGCCUGAACAUCAUCGCUGUGGCUGGCACCAUUCUUGUGGCCAUUAUAAUCAUCAUUGUUAGAUCAGUUGCAUCAAGAUAAGAAUCCGAAUGUAGGUGCUAACCAUGCCGCUUGUACUUUGCACUCACAGGCUGUGGGUUCAAUCUUCAGCAUGAAAAAAGAGAGAGAGAGAGAGAGAGAGAGAAAGAGAGAGAGAGAGAUCGAAAGUGUUUUCUAAAUGUGAGUCCUGCAUGUCCCCUACCCCUCCACCCCUCACCCCAGACCAUGAGGCUGAGGCCCUGACCCACCACCCCAGCUUAAUGUAGCCACUCACACUCACAUCUGUCCGAGA